AUGUAUUAUAAUUACAAACAAUUUUUUUCAAUCGUUUUAUUGGCUAUUGUUGAUGUCAACUACCGAUUUGUGUUGAUCGAUAUUGGAGCAUAUGGUAAGGACAGUGAUAGUGGUGUUUUGAAUAAUUCAAAAAUAUACCACCGUAUUGAAAAAGGAACAUUGAAAGUGCCUAACGCGAAAUUACUUCAGAUUACAACAAAUAUGGCACCUUUUGUAUUUAUUGGAGAUGAAGCUUUUCCUCUGCGAGAACAUUUGUUAAGACCCUUUCCGAAAAAACAAUUAAGUGACGAGGACAAAUCGUAUUAUAAUUAUAGGUUAUCCAGAGCUAGAAUGACGGUCGAAUAUGCAUUUGGCAUAGCGGCAUCAAAAUUUCGUAUAUUACAAAACUCAAUAGAAACUAAAAUCGAAAAUGCUGACCAUAUCGUCAAAGCAAUUUGUAUUUUGCAUAAUGUGAUUAUUAAUCUUGAAAAAAAUCAGUCAGAUCUUAAAAUUAUAGGAAAUAAAAAUGGGAUAUCCUGUAAAAAUUAUUUGGAUAGUAUUUGA
Rhopalosiphum padi (bird cherry-oat aphid) is the source of this 543-nucleotide messenger RNA. RefSeq lists its product as uncharacterized. Lineage: Eukaryota; Metazoa; Arthropoda; Insecta; Hemiptera; Aphididae. The transcript has a single exon. The coding region runs from base 1 to 543 and encodes 180 amino acids. The record is from RefSeq and is a predicted model, not a curated record.